Molecule: messenger RNA, 14402 nt
Organism: Uranotaenia lowii
Lineage: Eukaryota; Metazoa; Arthropoda; Insecta; Diptera; Culicidae
Product: mitogen-activated protein kinase 1-like
Exons: 8
Coding region: 1135-2328 (397 amino acids)
Biological process (GO): protein phosphorylation; intracellular signal transduction
Cellular component (GO): cytoplasm; nucleus
Molecular function (GO): ATP binding; MAP kinase activity
Source: RefSeq, a predicted model, not a curated record
CUUCCAUUAUCAUUUGCGCUCAAGUUGUCCUGCGGAACGGAUUGUUCUUUCGGGUUUUCACGACGCGUCGGAAGUUUCGGAGCUCGCUUGGUGUGUCAGCAGGAUCCUCCUUCCCCCAUUUCUGUGGGAGUGCUGUUGGUAGUGCGUUAAUUACUGUGCCGAAGUGUGUAUAGCGGUCGGGGGGCGCGCGAGGGAAUCCGGAUGUUAUUUUUUGGCGAAUUGAAGAGGAAAAAGUUGUGCAUUCUGUAGCCAGGAAUCAUCUUGUUUACCAGUCGAUUCCGGUUUUUCUGCUGCUGGUGAUACCUCUUAAAAAAGUGGCAAACCAAUAAUCAUUUGUGUCCGGCUUGCUCCAAGUGGAAGAAAAUCUUAAGGGUGCGGUACUCUGGAAGAGAGGAGCAACAGUGUGCUGUUGCCGCAGAAAGAGACGAAGAAGCAGUCAGAGUUACAGGAUCACGUGAAAGAACGAAAGAAAAAGCUAACAACAAAAAUUGCAACCUGUCGUGUACCGCCAUUCGUGUGAUUUUAGUCAUUCCCAGUUUGACAAGUGUGAUUCAGUACCGAGUUAUUGUACGAAUUCAGCUGCUCUGCUCAUGAGUUGUCUCUGUGUCGUUUAAGAUAAGGGAAGCAGAAAGGUAAAUAAAACCUAGCUAGUGCUAGAGCUUGUUGUUUGAAGAAAAUUCUAAAGAAACCUUCGGGGUGACCGGGUUUUUUUUCUGUCGUACCCAACUGCACAAGUUAAGUCCGCACCGAGAAGAGCCAGACCAGAAAAAAGCCUUUUCCUCUUCCGCUGAGUGCGUGUUUGGAAAGUAUCUUUGAAGAAUCGAACUUAACCCGACCCGGAGCAAAGUGGAACGUAAUUGUUUGGCGGUGGAAGAGAAGAAAAAAGCAACCGGAAAAAAGGAUCUGCUGAGAUCAAACCGCUGCUCGGUGAAGGUGUCUGUUUUUGCGAGGGUAAAAAAGGUGCCCCAAAGAUAACCGCCAACGGGACAGAAAGUUAGAGAGUGCAUUUUUUGUGCCGCGUUCGGAAAAGAUAAAUCUAUACAGCCAGUGAAAAAAAAGGAAGAGUUUCGGGCUUGUAGCUUUGGGUAACUUGAUACCUCGUAGGUACCUACACAGAAAGUGAUUCGAGUUGAGAUGGCGGAAGCCGCCGGUCCAAACAACAACACGGCCCAGGCCCAGGCUCCCGGAGGUGGUGCCGGGGGAGGUUCCGGGGCAGCAGGGGGCGGGGCCAACAACAAUGGCGUCGUUAACACGAACCCGAACGCCGAGGUCAUUCGUGGUCAGUUGUUCGAGGUUGGACCUCGUUACACCAAUCUGGCCUACAUCGGAGAAGGAGCCUACGGGAUGGUUGUCUCUGCAGAGGACACCGUGACGCGGACGAAAGUGGCCAUCAAGAAAAUCUCCCCCUUCGAGCACCAGACCUACUGUCAGCGGACGUUGCGGGAAAUCAAAAUUCUCACAAGAUUCCGACACGAAAAUAUCAUAGAUAUCAGAGAUAUCCUCCGGGUGCCUAGUAUAGAACAGAUGAAGGAUGUAUAUAUUGUGCAGUGCUUAAUGGAGACUGAUCUAUACAAAUUGCUGAAAACACAGCGACUAAGUAACGAUCAUAUCUGCUAUUUCUUGUACCAAAUUCUUCGUGGGCUCAAAUAUAUCCACUCGGCGAAUGUGCUGCACCGAGAUCUUAAGCCGAGCAACCUGCUGCUGAACACUACUUGUGACCUAAAGAUUUGUGAUUUUGGACUAGCCCGAGUGGCGGACCCGGAGCAUGACCAUACCGGAUUUCUCACGGAGUACGUCGCCACCAGAUGGUACCGGGCACCGGAAAUCAUGCUAAACUCCAAGGGCUACACAAAAUCCAUUGACAUCUGGUCCGUGGGGUGCAUCCUGGCGGAAAUGCUCAGCAACCGGCCCAUCUUCCCGGGCAAACACUAUCUGGACCAGCUGAAUCACAUCCUGGGCGUGCUGGGAUCGCCCUCGCAGGAAGACCUGGAGUGCAUCAUCAACGAGAAGGCCCGCAGCUAUCUGCAGUCGCUGCCAUUCAAGCCGAAGGUCCCCUGGAACAGGCUGUUCCCGAAUGCCGAUCCCAACGCGCUGGAUCUGCUCGGCAAAAUGCUGACGUUCAAUCCGCACAAGCGAAUCUCCGUCGAGGAAGCGCUGGCCCAUCCUUACCUGGAACAGUACUACGACCCCGCCGAUGAGCCCGUCGCCGAGGAACCAUUCCGCAUCGCCAUGGAGCUGGACGACUUGCCAAAGGAGACGCUGAAGCGAUUAAUCUUCGAGGAGACGCUUCGAUUCAACCACAACGAUACCCUGCCGGAUAGCAUGUAAUUUCCUGGCGGUGGCGGCGGUCGACGGCAGAACCGUUUUUCCCAACAACUACAACUACAACAACACCUUCAUCGGGCACCUGCCGAAAAACUGCCCCGCUGAUAGCCUCCUUACCUUGAGAACGAACGUUGAAGGAAAACGAAACGUUGCCUGACGUGGUACAGCAGCAGCAGCAGUUCAUUCACGGAAAACCAAAUUGAGACGAAGAAAACGGAAACUAGCAAGCAUAACUACCAUUGAUACUAUCUUCAAGCUGCACACACAGAACAACUCACAACGGCCGGAGUUCAAUUUUUCUGUAGAAAUUUAUCAUUUUUACUUUACUUUGCUGCAAUAUUUCCAUCUGCUGAAGCAUGUACGUGUUAGAUUGUGUGGGUUCGUGUGUGUGAUUUAGUGUGUUCGUACGAGCACCACUCGGUUGUGUUGUGUCUAUUAGCAUGAAGGCGGAGUUCCGGUUCCGGUCUACAUGUUCCCUCUUAUAUCCACUAUGACUAUUAUAGUGCCCUAGAAUUGAUGCAUUUGGAAACUGGUUCACAGCCAGUUGUGGAGGCAGGCAGACAGGAGUCCCGGAAAGUAUCUAGACCGUAGGACGUUCACCGGUGCUAUCCUUGGGAGCAUUUCAGGAGAAUCAGGUUGCUGCCACAAGACAACAGAUGAAAAUAAGAAAACGCAAAUGACUGAAUGUAGGAAAUCAUUGGUAGCAGGCCAUGAAGCAUCACAAGAUUUUUUUUCCCUGUUUGAUUUAUCACCACCGCAGCACAUCAUCUCUCCCAUUGAACCCAUCGAACAGGCAAUCAAUUGCUGUUGUUUUGCCUUGCAUAUACAUAGAUACAUACACAUAAAUGGAAAUCAAUCAACGUAAACGGUAAGCGUAAAAUAGUUCUAGCAGAUAAUGUGUAUGAUCAAAUGAGGAUAAUUAUUUUAAAAGAAAAAUUCAACAAUGAAUAAUGCAAAAAUAAGGAGAAAAACUACACAACAGUAUAAACGAAUCGUCAAAAACAAACACUAGGUUACUGCAAUUGCUCUGCAAACAACAACAACAACAAUGUUUUUGUUAAUGAUUUGUUUCGAAUGCUUUGGAUAAUCACUACCUAGUAUUGUAUAAAUUUGUAUCCCUAGGCUGAUUUUCUCCCGCACCCGCAUUGCGGUUUAGUAAAUUGAAACCCUAGUUAUUACCGCAUAUCAUGGAAGCAAGUUACAUUUUAAAUCUAUAAGCAAAAGUAAAAGUAUUGUUUUUUAAGUUUUACUAUCCCAAGCAUGUUCGAGGAACCGAGUAAUUAUUUUACACAAGAUCAAAUCAAAACUGUGUAGUAGGGCAAGUGAGCUCCAUACAUAAAUAACAUAAUUCUAGCCAAUCAAUCAACUUUGCAGUGUCUUUUUUUUGUUGAACUGACCAUGAUGGUAGUUUAUUUUUUGUAAGAUAGUAACUAGCAAAUCAACAGUUUUUAUAGUCGAUUUUUUUUCAUCCGAGUGAAAUUGUGAAUGUUUGUUUCGAGACAUAAAAAACAUUGUAAUCAGGCGCAAUUUGGAAAAGUCACAGAAUAAAAAACUGAAAAAGAUAACGAAAAAACCAACGUGUGGUAGUUGUUCUUCGCCGCGGUUGAGAGAGGUAAUUGGAACGCAAUAGUCUGAUUAGAGAAUGUCAAAAUCUUCGAAAAAGGAAAGUUUAUUUCACGUUUUUUGUGUUAAUAUUCUAAAACAUGUAAAAAAACACCUAAAAUUUCACCUAAAAGAAAAGAAAUGAAAUCGGACAAAAUCAUCGAUCAAUAUUGAUGGGGUUCCUUGAUGUGGUUAAAUUGUGUGUGUCAACACAAAAAAAUUGUUCCGUACGCUUUUAUGAUUUUUGUACAUUGUCCGAACUUAUCCGAUAGCAAUAUUUUUGAAAUAUCGUUCCUAACAGAAGGCGUUCGUUUUCGGUGAACACAUAAUCUUGCAUCAUCGUAAAGUGUUCACUUGUACGUGUUGAUGUUGUUUUCUUGGUUAAAACUGUUUUUUUUUUUGUUUCAAAAUCGAAUCAAAUGUGAAAUUUUGACGCCUCUUUUCAACAGGCAGCUAUUAGGAUUUGGUGUGCAACACAAGCUGCAUCCCGGGUGGCACUAUUUUCGAUGGACGACACGGGGAAUUUUCUUAGUAUUCGUAGUUGAAUUCAAAUUUAACUUGAAUUUAAUCCAAACUGGAUUCUGAGUCAAUAUCGAUAUCAAUUUCUGAGCUACAUUUAAAAAAUUCUCAAUUUAUUUUUUCGAUUUUGGGGUAUGCAUACUAAGGUCUUUUUUAACGCGGUUUGAUUUUGCUCAGUUUUUCAAACACGGCAUCUUUUUACGCGGUUUUUUGCCAUGGAUAUGAUUCUUCUACACGGCUCUCGCGAAUCAACACGUUUUUCGAGCGAAAAUAUUCCAAGUCCUUUACGUUAACGACGAAAUUUUUACCGUGUUAAAAAAAAACCUUAGUGUAUUGUCAAAUGUAAGGCUUGUAGAGGGUGAUACGGUCAAAAUUUGGUCAAGGGAAAUCGCGUUUAAAUCGGUGAAAUCGUUUAUUUAAAAAAUCAAAUUAAUUCUCUUUUUCAAGUUUAAUUAGUAUAAAAUUCAGGAAAAAUAUUCAGUUAGGCUUCCGCUUUUCCAAAUCCGAAUUGCCGGGCCUUACGCUUAACCCCUGCCAUCAGAUUUUGUACAGCCACCUUGUCCACCUUCUUCGCCGCAGAAAGCCAGUUUGCCUUGAACUGCUGCUCGUCCUUAGCAGUUUUUUUGGUCUUCUUUAGGUUCUGCUUGACAAUAACCAAGAUUUUUAUCAAUUGGGCGGAGCUCUGGCUUAUUGGGAGGGUUCUUGUCCUUGGGACCUGCACGUUGUUGGCGCGUACCACUCCAUGGCCUUUUUACCGUAAUGGCAAGAUGCCAAAUCCGGCCAAAACAGUGCGGAAUAACCGUGUUUCUUCAGGAAAGGCAGCAGACGUUUAUUCAAACACUCUUUCACGUAAAUUUCUUGGUUGACAGUCCCGGAAGCUAUAAAAAUACUGCUUUUCAAGCCACAGGUACAGAUGGCUCGCCAAACCAGAUAUUUCUUCAAGAACUUUGACAGUUUCAUGUGCUUGAAAAUAUCUGCUACCUUUCACUUUCCUUUUGCCGUAUAAAACUCCUGUCCCGGAAGCUGCUUGUAGUCGGCUUUGACGUAGGUUUCGUCGUCCAUUACCACGCAGUCAAACUUCGUCAGCAUCGUCGUGUACAGCCUCCGGGAUCGCGCUUUGGCCGUCGUAUUUUGUUUAUCAGCGCGAAUUGGAGUCACUACCUUCUUGUAAGUCGAUAGUCCGGCUCGUUUUUUGGCUCGAUGCACGGUUGUAGACGAUACACCCAGCUCAUUUGAGGCAUCUCGGAGAGAGAGGUUAGGGUUUCGCUUGAAACUACCGGCAACUCUCUUUGUCGUCUCAGCGGCUUCCGGAUUUCGAUUCCCCCGAUCCAGACUUCCUGGCUGCCAACAAACGUUCCCCAAACACUUUUAUUACAUUGUUAACGGUUGAUUUGGCAACUUUUAGCGAUUUUGCCAGCUUUGCGUGCGAGUAGCUCAGAUUUUCGCGAUGCGCGAGCAAAAUUUUGAUACGCUGCUCUUCUUCCUUGGACGGCAUUUUGACAACUUAAGAGUGAAUUCCAAAAUCAAAAUAGGAGCAACCAGCGUGCCUACAGCUACAGGUGGUUGCAUAUUGAGAAAAAGUAGGCGAGGGGUAUCAAAAGUUUCUCAUUGGUGGGGGGUGGAGACGGUGCGCUUUUUGACAGCGAAUUGUUCGCCUACCAUGCCUACGAUUACGAUUGCCUGUCACAAGAUGGACGAUUCCGUGUAUUGGUAUAAGAACACACCCGAAGCUGUACACGCCCUGGGAGCAACCAUGAUGCAUCAAGGAUGGUGAUCUCACGGAAGAUCAAAAGAUUUCAAACCGUACUGGGGUUUACUUUAUUUUAUUAUAUUUAAAUUGAGUUUUCGGAAAUAAAGCUAUAAUAUGAGUAUAUUCAAUGAAUGAAAUAGUAUUCUAAACACUUUUUUUAAUAAAAUUACAAUACAGUUCGGUCUUUCCGUAUGUUCCGAAAAAGAAAAACUUUUCAUUGACCGUUAUGAUAGAAAGGAUCUUAAAGGGUGAAACAAACAACCAAAACCCUAAACCGGAUGUUGCUUGCCCCUUAUUCUUGUUACCUUAUCCAAAGAGCUAUUUUGUUUCCCUCCAAUCGAAAACUGUUGGAUGAAAAUAAAAAUAAAUCGGUUCUGCUAAAAGAAUGCUAGAAAUUCUGCUAUUGAUAAUUUUCACGAUUAAAUGAUAAACGAUUUUAUGAUUCGAGAUUUUAUUUUCAAAUAAAUGUUGCACCAUGUGAAUACUGCUUAAGCCUUUUUUUAAUAUUAACAUAUUCAGUUAAUCUACCUUCACCACCACCCACGAGCAGCGCUGAGCUGGAGCUUAUUACUGCACUCAAGGAUGACUAGCAAUUGGACAGCAUCACCCGCAGGAAUCUUUCAGGGGCUCAAUCCUUUCCGGACAAUCAACAGUCGGCAGUGAAUCGAACUGAUUCCCCAACCCACUCAUCGAACUUAUCGUCAUGCUCAGGCGCUUCUUUAUCUCGUUGAAGACCGGAUGUUCCUGCAGGAGGGCCAGCCGCUUCUCGGACGAUGGAAUGUAAAGCCUCGCCAUGUUACCAUCCGAUUCGAUGACUUUCUGCUGCUUCUAGAUAGCUCUUGAAAAAAAAGUGUUGAAUAAGCAUAAAUUUGUCAUAAGUAAUGCAAAAUCAAUGUUACUCAUCGCUACCGACAAAGCUGGCACCGUCGUUUAUAGGUCCAACCUCUUCCAGCUUUGCUUACCAGCCCGGAGCUCAGCCGGAAGAUUUUGUUUCGAUUCUAUGAAUUAUAUUUGCAAAAAUCAAGACGAAAUCUUUGUCUAAGCAAUAUCUUGAUGAUUGGCAAAACUUCGUGUUUUACAAAAAAUCACAGCACCUGGCAUCCCAGCCAGCCAAACAGCCAGCUGUCAAAUUUCGGCUGCGUUUCGCCCCCUCCUCCGCAUCCAACCCUCGUCUACUUUUUGCCAAAGUGAGACCACCAUAUCUAGAUUCCAUCAUGGGAGCAACAUUCUACACACACACACACCUUCAAAAUGAGGGGUUUUCAGGUUUUUGAAAUGCAAAAUUGAAAGAAAUACGUCAAGUUGAUAUCGACCAAAUAUUGACCGUAUCACCCUUUAAGGAGUGUAUUCGAAAAAAAAUGCAACACUUUGUUUCGUGAAUAACUUUUGAAUGCAUGGAUGGAAAUUUUCAGUGAAGGUACCUAGUAAUGUAAUGUGUACGUGCACAAUAUGACAAUCUGUCAAGUGGUUUUUGAGAUAGCGUCCAAUAUUGAAGUUCAUUGACAAAAUUUUUUGGGCUGGAUCGAGAAAAAUCCAGGAAAGUCCCAGUGGGAGACCCAAAAACAGCUGGAAAUCAACAAAUUCGAUUAAAGUUCACAUGGUAAAUCAUUUAAUAAGUCCUUGAGGAACAAAACGCAAGCUAAAAUUUGUAUAAAAGAGAAGAUUGUUGAUUCCAUGAAGUGAGAGGAAUGUGAGAGGUUUUUUCAAGCUCAAUCCGAAAAUAUCAAUGAGUAAGUGAUAAUAAAGUCAUUUUAUUGCCUGGUUCGUCCAGCAGACUUAUAAAUAGGCCUGACUCAUUUCUACAAGGUAGAGAAGCUGCCCACCGGUAAAAUAAAGAAAAUACGGUGGUAAAUUCGUUCGCCAAAUAUUUGGACUGCUUGUUGAGAGAUAUUCUUUAAAAUUUCGUAAUGGACAGCGGAAAACGAACGUCACCUGGCUGGUUUCCACCCAGAAGCUUUUCGUUCACAAGUCUCGCCUGUAUUUCCCGGAGAUAAACAAGGAGAAAAAAUUUGAAAAAAAUUAAUGUCUAGUAACGAUUGACACAGGAUGAAUGGCUAAAAAUACAAAGAAGACUGCCUCCAAAUGCGACCGUUUUCUCUGCAAAGCUCUUCGAUGGGUCCCACAAAGUAUUUACUCUGUUUAAGUUGGAUCUGGAAUCGUGCCAUUACGCAAAAACGGUGGUGGGGUGAUAAUGGAGGGCAAACGGCUAAAUUUGUUAUAACUUCGAUCAAAUGAAAAGGUCAAGCUUCAGGAAACAGUAAACGUAAUCAAAAAUUGCCUUGAUAGCAUAGCAUGGGGAGACAACACACAUCUGGCUUUGGCUGAUACAAGAGGUACAACUGAUAAUCAUAACCAUCACAUGAUGCUAAAAUAAUACCGUAUUUUUUUUCACCUGGAGGCAAGCUAGAGGCAACCUAGGUUCGCUCUAACUGCUGUCAUCGUGCUCAUUUAUUGCUCGAGAGGUAACCUAGGUUCGCUCGAAGUUCACCAAUACUCUCAACGUUGUUGUCAAAACAUUAAACAGCUGUUUUGGGCUGAAAGCAAAACAGUUGAAAUAAUGACCGGGAAAAUGAUGAUUGCCGCGAUUUUGAACCUCUCAGCCAAGCAAAAUUGUACUAUCUGCUGUCCAGUGCAAUCCGGUCACGAAAAAGGCAAUCCGGAUGUGAAGAACUGAAUGAAGAAAUCUAGAAGGGAGAACAAAAUGACAGCUGCAUGUAAACAUUGCGCUCGUUCUCACGCACACCUACGUAUGGAAUAACUCGAAACCCGAAAAUCGUUUUUUUAUUCUGACAGUUCCAGAGCCAAAUCCGGAAUAAAAAAAAAUACGCCAUAAGUAUCUGAAUUCAGUUCUCAUUUCAAGUGUUACUUUUGAAAAUCAGUGUGGUACCAUAUUGCACAUCGCGACAAGUCAAUGUAAUCAUCGUAGGGAAGAACUGAAACAGCUAAACAAACUCUUUAGGUGCAUAAGGGGUCUGGAAGGGUACAAUAUGGGAAAUCCCACUUGGCAAAUAGGAUUGAAAAGUUUCAACAUAAACUAAUCUCACCAAAAUCUAUCGUCAGCCGGUGGUGACUUCACACACUUCUUAUCCUCGGCAGCGUGUUGUUCGUGAUGGACUCAACGGGUUUUCAAUUCCUUUUCAUCUUCACAUUUCGUAACUAUUAGGCACAAAUUAAACUGUUAAACUGUUUAGGUUUCAAGAUUCUUGAAAAAUUUCCAGCCGAAAAAAACACAACCUUCAUCGACGGCCACAGCCUACCAAGUUUCCAACGUAAUCAAAAAUUGCCUUGAUUUGAAAAAAGGUGGUUUAGAGUAUACACGUGUUGCCCAAAAAUUAACACGUUCGUCGCCACGGCACCCAUAUUCGGGUGACGGGUGUAUUUCCUGGGGGGUCCCGUCACAUCAAAAAGCGUGUGACGCUCUUUUACUUGAGUUUACCGCUUAGCUUCGCCACACGUUUCAAAUAUGAGAGUUCUCCCUCUUUGCCUUCUCUCUCUGAAAAUUUCUUUGGGCCCCGCUAGUAAAACUACCGAAAUGAGCGUGGCGACGAACGUGUUAAAGCCGAAAAAUUUCUUCAUCGGGGGCUAUCUCAGAAACCACUUGGCAGAACAUCACAAAAAUUUGCAUAUGUAAACAUAUUUAUCAUUACCAAAUAACUUCGCAGAACAUGUCAUCAGUGGGGUGAGGUGAAAAGGGCAUACGUUGAACAGCUAGAAUCCCGAGCCUCGGAUUUGCCGAAGACGGAACAGUCGAAGAACGGUGGUGUGGAAUCAAGAAGGCCUUUAUCACGACGAGCCAUGGUACUCACGGUAAAGUUAGUGGAAGAAGAAGUGAAUGGAUGUCGGAUGAAACUUGGAUGGUCGAUGAUCGGAGAAAAACGAAAGUCGGAAUUGAGCAGGCAUGUACUGGGUCAGCCAAAGCAGCUGCCCGCUUACGAUAUGCGGAGCUGGAAAAGGCAGUUAAACGAGCUUGUAGACGAGACAAGAGAGCCUGGACAAACUCCCUAGCCGAAGAGGGAGAAAGAGCCGCCGCCAAUGGAGAUAUCCGAUUACUUUACGACAUUUCUCGCCGCCUUAGUGAUGCAAGGACUAAUGCUAGAAUGCCGCUAAAAGACCGAGCAGGUCACUUGUUGACCGAUCGAACAGAUCAGCUCAAACGAUGGACUGAGCACUUCGAAAAACUCUUCCCGAGUCACGAAUACCGAUGGCCAACAGAACCCGCAGCUCGAAGCGCCAACAGUAUGUAAGUCGCAUAAAUGACGUCAACUCGGAAGCGCCCUCGCUGGCUAAAAUAGAAGCGGCCACAGGGAUGUAUCUUAUCACCGCUACUUUUUCUAAACUUAAUGGAUGAGAUUCUGACACCGAACCGAGGAUUGCCGUGGAAUCCUUCAACAAUUGAGCAACUGACCGACCUUGACCUGGCUGACGAUAUUGUUUUGCUCGCUCAAACACAACCGGAUAUGCAGAGCAAACUCUCCACCUCACCGAAAGCUCCAAGGCAGCAGGUCUCAAAGUCAAUGUCGGAAAGACCAAGUCGAUGGAGAUCAACACAGCAAAUUCCUCCAGUUUCAUGGUAGCUGGGCAACAGGUUGAGAAAGUGGAGUGUUUCCAAUAUCUUGGUAGCCAGAUAACGCCUGAUGGUGGAACCGAGAAAGACAUCGAAAUCCGGAUCAGAAAAGCUCGAUUUGCAUUUGUGAGUCUCCGGAACAUCUGGCGCUCACGUGAGAUAUCUCUACGAACGAAAAUUCGAAUCUUUAACUCUAACGUCAAAUCCGUAUUGUUGUACGGGUGCGAAACUUGGUGCACAUAUGCGGUAACGACGCGAAAACUGCACGUAUUUGUAAAUCGCUGUCUGUGGAAUAUCAUCCGCGCUUGGUUGCCUGGAAACUGGAUCGCAAAUGAGGAACUAUAUCGCCGGUGUCAUCAUGGGCGCUAGAAAUCGAGAUUCCGGAACGUAAGUGGAGACGGAUUAAGCAUGAGGAGAGAAACGUUUCCUAUAAAUACUGCAAUUCGUCCUACGAGAUAUGAAUUCAACCAUUUAUUCUGUGGAUUAGGAAGACUGGAUCGGAGUCAGUUCAUGUGAUACAUCAUUCAGAAGUGUCUCUUUGGUCAGUUCGGCGAGACAAGUUAUAGGCAUCCAUGAAUUUUGGAUAUUUUUACCGAAAAGGUUAUAGUUCUGUAAAACAUAAGGUUUGGUAAUGUUUACCAAAAUACCAGCAAAAAAGCAAUGUUAACUUUGAAUGUUUUUUGGAAAACCAAAAAAAAGAAUUUGUGAUGAGCUCGAAUCACUUAAUUCGUAAUUUUCAAGCUAAUUCCAAUUUUGUUCCAUUCAUAGGCUCAGUGUUGUUCUAGAUAUUUCAUUGAAUUGAAUAAAACGGUUAUCGUUCCCCGUAUGACCCCAAUAUACUUGACCAGACAGAAUACAUUUUCCAUUUAACGAUUUUCAUGGUAGCACAGCGGGCUCCUCUGCAAUUUGGCCGGGAGCCAACUGUUGGUCGAUUCUCGAAGCCAUUUUCUCGUUCUGAAGGUUGCCUUUGAGAAAUAAAUCAGCUAAAAUGCUGUUCAUGCCCCCUUACAACAUACAUAUGUACUUGAGCAUGGAACAACCCUCGACAAAAAGGGAAAUCAGCAACGAUUGAUCACUAUUAAGUGGAGAUAGAUUUUUUUUUGUAUCAUAAUUUGCAGCUUUAUUUUAAUUUUAUUUCUUACUUAAGUAAAGUCCCCAAGUGAUACGUUCAUCCAAAAUUUGAGCCACUUUUGUCAGCCAGCACUACAAAUUUCAUCAAUCAUAUAAACUUCGUUGUACAUUUAAAAGAAUAUUAAACAAAACAAAUUCAAAUAUAGCUGUUGUGAAAAUCAAACUAGCUGGGAUGUGUAUUAAGAUCUUUCUUGCUUUCUCAGUGUAAGGAUUUCUUCUAAAUUUCUCGUUUUUUUUUUUCAAAAUAUUUACAAUCAAAUUCAAUCAUCACCAAUUGAAGAUACGCACAUAAAUUUUGAACAGCGAGCUUUCCAAAAUUAUGGAAUGAACAAAAUGAAAAAUCCAAAUCAAGAGUUUGUUUCCAACAAAGUGGAGCAAACUUUAAUUGUUUAGCAAUCAGGCUCAUUUUUUCACCUUUAAAAUAAAAUGCAAAAAUCCCCAAUCAUUCCUGAAAAAAAAACAAACGAAAAAUCAUCUUGUACAGUAAUGUGUAAACAAACAAACAAAAACUCGGGCGUCUCAAAAAGUGUAAUUAAACUGGAAAAAGAAACAAAUGUUGCCGAUUAAAAAAAAUGACACUGUAGCAUUCAUCUACAUGCUGUAGAUAUGGUCAACAAACAGGCAUUAUUCAUUCGCAAACCAAAACAAAAAAAAAAGAGGAAAUAAGUUUAAAGUAAAAUGAAACAAACGCAAAUUCAAGUGAGAAAACAGAAAACAACGUGAUAUUUUAAAAGAGAAAAAAAAACUCGAAUGACAUUUGUCUGUCAUUGUGUAACGAUUAUUACGCUAGGGAUGUCAGCAGAAAAAUUUAUCGUUAGUAGGUAUUACGAAUGAAAAAACUCUCUCAAAUCUUGUAGUUAAACAUUUGAAAAUAGUUUACAAUUCUAUUGAGAAAAAAGUUUUUCCGUAUUGUACAAUUUUGUCAAAACCUCUAAUUGUUCUCAUAUUUUUUUUAAUUUUCCAUAGAUAAAUAUAUUGUAUUGAAAUGCUUUUGAAAGUAACGAAUUUUAAACGCAGCAUCUGAAUCUAGUCCAUCUAGUCAAACUGCAUUUUACAAUUGUUCGAAAUGAUUAUUUUGAAAAUUGCAACCUGAAAGCCGAUUCCGGUUUAAAAAUUUGAAGUAUACUAUCCAGUUGAACUUGCUUUUUUACAUAUUUAAAAUCUAAUUAAAUGAUAUUUGAAAUUCUAUCGAUUUUCUAUUCCCGGUUGUGAGGUUUUAUCCGGAGCAACUGUGGGAUUUUUUCCGAUUUUUUUUAACUAAAGAAAACUCAACUUAUACAAUACAAUGCUGCUAUGUACAGAUAUUACAGUUAUGAAACUAACAAUGAAGAAAAAAUCAAAGUAUAAAUACACACACAUCUAUAGAGUAGGUUAUCUCUUGUAGAAUUUAAGUAAAAAUGUCAUCGUUGCAAAUUGUGUACAUUUGGUCAAACAUUUUUCUCCAUUCGUCAUAGAUAUUAAUUAAAAAUAUAUAUAGCUGUACAAAGAAAAAAAAAUUUAAAUAAAAUCCACCGUCAACAAAAAAUAACCAUCAAAAAUCACUAACGGAUGCGAACAACCCGGCAUCAAACAAUUAUCAUUGUCAAGUCGAAUUUUGUGCUCUUUAUCUUGAGUGUAAGCAAAUGUUAUUCAGUGUGUCAAUCGAAAUGGACUCUUUGUAUACAGUUUUAAGAAAAGAGAGAGAGAUUACAGCAGUUUAAAUUAGCCUGAAGAAGAACCCCUCAUCCAUCAUCCAUUCCAUUUCACUCACUCGAGAGAGCAGCAGCAAUCAGGCAUAUUAGGCAAACUUUCUUAUUUGAAAAGCCCCUCAAUCGAGGGACAGGCCAUAGCACACGAAACUGGCGAAAAGCUUUCACGCAGUCAACCAAAUAAAAAACGUCGCAAGAAGAACAGAAACCCCAAACCAAUGUUGCAUAUAUAAACAUAACUAAGAGUGAUAUCAAAAAUGAGGAGAAAAAAACACAACUUACAAAUUCGUGUAGCGAUCAGAAGAUGAAAAAAAAAAAUGUUUUCUAUAUACAUAGGAUGAAUGGUUGUUAUUCUUUUCCCAGCAAAAAUAAUAAAAACAAACAAAGAAGUAAACAAUUAAAAAAACACAAAACCAAUGGUUAAGAUGUGAAAAGAUAUGUAUAUCUUAUUUUAAUGUUUUCAUUAAAAACAAAAGAAAAAACUUAACUAAAGCGCAGUCUAUACUAAACAAGCAGAUUAAACGUAGAUACGAUCGAAUCAAAUAUAUUGAAACAGCAACAACUCUGAAAAAAACAAGAAAGAGCGAGAAAAACAACUACCGAAAAAUGCCAUAAAGUAAUGUGUUUAAACACUCAAAACAAGAAACCACAAUAAAGUCAAACCUAAAGUAACAGCAUAUAAAUUAAAAAAAAAACGACAGCCGGCUUGAGAGCUAGUUAUAAACAACAAUUAUCCGCUACCAAUCAAUAGGUACAAACAAAAUCGAUGGGAAAGAAAUCUAGAUGGAAGGUAUAUGAAUUAAAUUGAUAUAUGAUUAAGGAA